AUGCUCCGUGUUGCCCGCACAACUGCCAUUGUCUUUGCCAGAAAUAAAGGAUGCAAAGCAAUGGCUCCAGUAUUCGGCGCUAGACUUGAUUGCCAUUCUUCGCGUUUAUUCUCUUCGCCGCCUCGAUCGCCUCCAACACCAGAGGCAACUACACUUCAUGAUUUGGUUUUCACAACAGUUGCAGAAGUCAUGCAAAUCAAUGAGCUGGCAGAUAGGGCCCAGAUCAACCUUCAAAGUAGCCUCAAAUUGGAUUUGGGUAUGGAUGUUUUCAAAACAUAUCAAUUGCUUGAUGAGCUGGAGAAAAAAAUCGAAUCGCUCGAUGUCCCGGUUGAGGCAGUAGACAAGGCACAAACCCUCCAAGAUAUUGUUGACCUCAUUACGCCCAAAUACUAGCUAAGAGAUUGAACAAUCAUUGCUUUAACGCCAUAAUGACUAUCCUCUCAUUUCCAUGUUCGAUAUCAAUGGCUAUAGUAGCAUCCAUAUACA
Molecule: messenger RNA, 486 nt
Organism: Lobosporangium transversale
Lineage: Eukaryota; Fungi; Mortierellomycota; Mortierellomycetes; Mortierellales; Mortierellaceae
Exons: 1
Coding region: 1-393 (130 amino acids)
Source: RefSeq, a predicted model, not a curated record